GCCUUGAAUUGAGACAGAGUUAUGUGUUCAAAGAAGAGAUUGCUCCUUGGGAAAAGGAAGUCAUAACGGACCCUGGUACACCAAAGCCAAAUCCAAACCCUUUUGCAUAUACUACUCAACAGAAAUCAGAUCAUUUCUUUCAAAUGGUGGACGGAGUUGUGCAUGUAUAUACAAGUCAACAUUCAAUGGAAAGAAUUUUCCCUGUGGUCGAUGCUACAACCUUUUUCACAGAUUUUCAUCAUAUUCUUCGAGUAAUUUCUGCAGGAAAUAUCCGAACUUUAUGUCACCAUCGGUUAAAUCUUCUGGAGCAAAAAUUCAGUCUUCACUUAAUGCUCAAUGCGGAUAGAGAAUUCCUUGCUCAGAAAACUGCACCACAUCGUGAUUUUUAUAACGUCAGGAAGGUUGAUACUCAUGUACAUCACUCAGCAUGCAUGAAUCAGAAACAUCUUUUACGAUUCAUAAAGUCAAAAUUGAGAAAGGAACCCGAUGAGGUUGUCAUAUUUAGAGAUGGGACCUAUUUGACUUUAAAAGAGGUCUUUGAGAGCUUAGAUCUGACUGGAUACGACCUAAAUGUUGAUCUCUUGGAUGUUCAUGCUGACAAGAGCACAUUUCAUCGAUUUGACAAGUUCAAUCUCAAGUAUAACCCUUGUGGUCAGAGUAGGCUAAGGGAGAUUUUCCUAAAGCAAGACAAUCUUAUUCAAGGUCGUUUCCUUGCUGAACUUACAAAAGAAGUAUUUUCUGACCUUGCUGCAAGUAAAUAUCAGAUGGCAGAGUAUAGGAUAUCAAUUUAUGGUAGGAAACAGAGCGAAUGGGAUCAGUUAGCUAGUUGGAUUGUGAAUAAUGAGUUAUACAGUGACAAUGUUGUUUGGUUGAUUCAGAUUCCACGACUGUAUAAUAUAUACAGGGAAAUGGGGAUAGUCACGUCGUUUCAAAACAUUCUUGAUAAUAUUUUUCUUCCCCUAUUUGAGGUCACUGUUGACCCAGAUUCACAUCCUCAAUUGCACGUCUUCUUAAAACAGGUAGUUGGUUUGGAUUUGGUGGAUGAUGAAAGCAAACCUGAAAGGCGUCCUACAAAGCACAUGCCUACACCGGCUCAGUGGACCAACAUGUUUAAUCCUGCAUUUUCAUAUUAUACAUACUAUUGCUAUGCAAACCUCUACACACUCAACAAGCUCCGGGAAUCGAAGGGAAUGAGAACUAUCAAACUUCGCCCUCAUUGUGGGGAGGCUGGUGAUAUAGAUCACCUUGCUGCAGCAUUUCUUCUUACUCACAACAUUGCUCAUGGAAUCAACCUGAGAAAAUCCCCUGUAUUGCAGUACUUGUACUAUUUGUCUCAGAUUGGUCUUGCAAUGUCUCCUUUGAGCAACAAUUCCUUAUUUCUGGAUUACCAUCGAAACCCUCUUCCGGUGUUUUUCUCUCGAGGUCUUAAUGUUUCUCUGUCAUCUGAUGACCCCUUGCAAAUCCAUUUAACAAAAGAACCGUUGGUGGAGGAAUACAGCAUUGCAGCUUCAGUGUGGAAGCUUAGUGCAUGCGAUUUAUGUGAAAUUGCUAGGAAUUCAGUUUACCAAUCUGGCUUUUCACAUGCUCUCAAGUCUCAUUGGGUUGGGAAAAUGUACUACAAAAGAGGACCCGACGGAAAUGAUAUUCACAAAACGAAUGUGCCUCAUAUUCGACUUGAGUUCCGUGAUACGAUUUGGAGAGAGGAGAUGGAACUGGUUUAUUUAGGGAAGGCUAAAAUACCUGAAGAAAUUGAUGCAUAAGGUGGUUGCUUGUGUACAAGUACUCUACGUUAUUAUAGCCAAUCUUAUAUCCAGAAACAGUAACUAGCACGAAGCUGUCCUGAUAAUUCUCUGCGGCUUGCCUAACUAAUGACCAUUGACCAUUUUUGAAGAGGGAUGAGAAGUUCGCGACAAGUCUGCACGAGAGCUCUAAAUAGAAUAAUCAGUCUGUAGUUGCAGAUUACUUACAGGCGAAUAUGUUCGUUACGAUGGUUAUGUUAAGCUUAACAGUAAUAUCAGUAUAAUGUUUCUAUUUAUUUAUCUAAUAAUGUUAAUUUGGUUGAAGUGUGUUA
This is a messenger RNA of Asparagus officinalis (garden asparagus), 2071 nucleotides long. Its product is annotated as AMP deaminase. Gene Ontology annotation, cellular component: cytosol. Gene Ontology annotation, biological process: IMP salvage; AMP metabolic process. The coding region runs from base 144 to 1760 and encodes 538 amino acids. The record is from RefSeq and is a predicted model, not a curated record. Gene Ontology annotation, molecular function: AMP deaminase activity. Lineage: Eukaryota; Viridiplantae; Streptophyta; Magnoliopsida; Asparagales; Asparagaceae. The transcript is spliced from 18 exons.